Molecule: messenger RNA, 2148 nt
Organism: Diuraphis noxia (Russian wheat aphid)
Lineage: Eukaryota; Metazoa; Arthropoda; Insecta; Hemiptera; Aphididae
Biological process (GO): regulation of transcription by RNA polymerase II
Cellular component (GO): nucleus; transcription regulator complex
Source: RefSeq, a predicted model, not a curated record
UCAGCGGACCUCUGUGAACACUAAGCCUGCGUUUAACUUUCGAAAAACAACAUUACGUAACAACUACUAUUCAAUUUUUCAUUUUUUUUUAUUCCAAUCGUUUAAGUUUUGAAAAAAAAAAAUAAUCAUGAAGAUAGAUGUAGCGAAAUUAAUAAAUGAAGUCAGCAAACAUCCAGAAAUCUACAAUCCAGAUCAUAAAGAUUUUUCUAAUAAAGAAAUACGAAACAACAUUUUUAAUACAGUUAUCAAUAAAGAUAUGAAUGGAAUAAGUGGCGAAAUUCUGCAGCACAAGUGGGACCAAAUAUUGAACAAGUAUGCUAAUUUUAUCAGAAAACUGAGCAACGACGAUUCGUCUGAAAAGGUUUUGGAACGAUUCAUGAAAUGGCCGUGGACGAAGCCUAUGCGUAUUUUUAAACCUUAUGUUCGCAAACAAUUCCAAAUACCGGAAUUCCAAUCCGCAACACAGCUGAUACCCGACAUGGACAUGUCACACAUCCCGAUGGUGGCUCUCCAGCCUUUGCACACUAUACCCAUUAUAAACGGAUCGUCUGACGAARACGCGGCGUCUGGCUCCGGAUUUCCGUUCCCGUUACCCACCGGGCAGGGAUCGGAACUGCAUGGUGUCGGUUUCGCAGGACAKAUACCAGUAGUUCGAUACGCAACGUUGUCGCCAUCGACGACCAACGAAGGACUUUCCAAUGCGAACGACACACCAACCACUUCGAGAGCUACAGACACCCAACUCACGCACCCGAUACCAGAGCCUAGUCUUGAGAUCCCUCGCUCGAGUGCGAUGGAAGUCGUAGAAAUACCGACCAUGUCUGAUAUGGAGUUUGUGGGUCCCGAAUUCAUAGUUCCAGCAGCAGGAUUCCCGCAGUUUUUUGAAAACUUGGGUGGCAUAUUGUCACCGCUCGGUUCCAAUGACGCGAAUGAAGAUUACAAUAACCAGAUGGGGAGGAAUAUCAGCGCCGCUAUUCGAAGGAUGAUGGAACGGUUCCCCAUUGACAAUGUAAACAAUGACGAUGGAAACAACGACGAAGACGAUGACAAUGACGACGAGGACGACGACGAUGAUGACAACAGCGAUGCAGAUGACGAGAUCGCAACAGACGAAGAGGGAGUGUCGACGGUAGAUGAUGGGCCAUCCAGUGCCAAGAAGAGACGGGAACAAUCCAGCGAAGACAGCGAUAAAGAUGAUAAAGAUAGUAUAGAAGCUGACGGUGAUAUAAGCUGCACAGGAGACAACGAAAAUGAUGAUCAGUCGGAUGUUCUGCCUGAUCUGCCACAGCCCAAGCCGGAAGUCAAGAGAGGACCAGCGGAUUUUAGUGCGCAGGAGCACAUAUUUCUCGCCUGGGCCAAAACGAUGAGCACAUUUACGGCCAAAAGACAAGCAACAAUUAAAAUGCAAAUCAACAAAAUUAUGUCCGAGGCUGAAUUCGAAGAUUUGGACGACGAGUUUUUUGCAGCCAACAAAAAGCCCCAUCGGCCUAUUUACACUUCACGCUAUUGAAUAAAUCGUUUGUUUUAUUCCCAUCAAAGGAUCAGGACUAGGAUGUAAUUUUGCGGAACACUCUACAAUGCCAUUUCAUCACUGAGGAUAAUAACGUUCGCCGCUYCGCACUUUUCGUUUAUAUAAAUUAUAAUAUUAUUAGGAGGAUUAAUUACGCAUUUAAUAUUUAUCAAUCACGCAUCAUUUACGCGUGUUUAUUAUAAAUUGGUGUCAUUAUUCGUUACAAUGUUACAUUUUACUAUAACCUAAUAAAAAUAUAUAUUAUACUCAUAUACAUAUUUUAUAAUAGAAAUAAUAGUUUGUUUGAAUUAUGUGUUAGAACCAGUGCCGCAACCAAAAAUUUUUCACUCCCCGCCAAAAGAUACUUACCUAAUUUAGUAAUUUAGCCACUAAAGUAUCCAGCCUACCUUAGUUAAAUUUCGACUGGUUAGAAAAAAGAGAGGAAUUUGUAAAUUAAGAACCAAAUAAAAAAAGACACUCACACUUAGUUCGAGACUCAAUCUAAUUGGAUUUAUUAUAAAAGAYUAAUAAUCUUAACAAACAUCCAAAACAAGAAUCAUAUCUAGGGAGUUAUGUAUAAUGUAUCUAUUACAUAAUUUAAUAAAAUAUUUAGGUGACUACUGACUAGGUAGGUAUAU